This is a messenger RNA of Oncorhynchus keta (chum salmon), 1083 nucleotides long. RefSeq names its product putative violet-sensitive opsin. NCBI's taxonomy places the organism in Eukaryota, Metazoa, Chordata, Actinopteri, Salmoniformes, Salmonidae. Gene Ontology annotation, molecular function: G protein-coupled receptor activity. Gene Ontology annotation, biological process: visual perception; G protein-coupled receptor signaling pathway; phototransduction. The record is from RefSeq and is a predicted model, not a curated record. Gene Ontology annotation, cellular component: membrane; photoreceptor outer segment.
AUGGGAAAGAACUUCCAUCUGUACGAGAACAUCUCUAAGGUCAGCCCAUUUGAGGGGCCACAGUAUCACCUGGCCCCAAUAUGGGCUUUCUACCUACAGGCUGCUUUCAUGGGCUUUGUGUUCUUUGCUGGAACACCCCUAAACUUUAUUAUUCUCGUGGUGACAGUGAAGUACAAGAAGCUGAGACAACCGCUGAACUACAUUCUGGUCUAUGUCUCAUUAGCAGGUUUUAUCUUUGUGACUUUCUCUGUGAGUCAAGUGUUCGUUUCUAGUGCAAGAGGAUACUACUUCCUGGGUUACACCUUGUGUGCAAUGGAAGCUUGCAUGGGUUCAAUAGCAGGGUUGGUGUCAGCUUGGUCUCUGGCUGUCCUUGCCUUUGAGAGAUACGUGGUCAUCUGCAAACCCUUCGGCACCUUCAAAUUUGACAACAACCAGGCUCUGGCGGCUGUUGCCUUCACCUGGGUCAUGGGGAUCGGCUGUGCAACCCCACCAUUCUUCGGCUGGAGCAGGUAUAUCCCUGAGGGUCUGGGCUGCUCCUGUGGACCUGACUGGUAUACAAACAAUGAGGAGUACCACUGUGCCAGCUACACCAAAUUCCUCAUUGUUACUUGUUUCCUCAUGCCCAUGUCCAUUAUCUUUUUCUCCUACUCCCAACUACUGGGAGCACUACGGGCUGUGGCAGCUGCACAGGCUGAGUCAGCUUCCACCCAGAAGGCAGAAAAGGAAGUAUCCAGGAUGGUGAUUGUGAUGGUGUGCUCCUUCAUUCGGUGUUACGGCCCCUACACCUUGGCAGGCUUGUACUUCGCCUACACAACAAGCGAGAACAAAGACUACCGCCUGGUCACCAUCCCUGCUUUCUUCUCUAAAAGCUCCUGCGUAUACAACCCUCUCAUUUACGCCUUCAUGAACAAACAGUUCAAUGCCUGCAUCAUGGAGACAGUGUUUGGAAAGCAGAUUGAGGAGACUUCAGUUUCAGCCUCCAAGACGGAGGUCUCCACAGCCUAAUCUUUGACUCUUGUCUCAGCCCAUCAGGAGCCCAUCCAACAGCCAACAGUCUUGGGGUUGAUUCAAUAAACCAUCUAA